Molecule: messenger RNA, 1038 nt
Organism: Metarhizium album ARSEF 1941
Lineage: Eukaryota; Fungi; Ascomycota; Sordariomycetes; Hypocreales; Clavicipitaceae
Exons: 1
Coding region: 1-1038 (345 amino acids)
Source: RefSeq, a predicted model, not a curated record
AUGUCGCAAUCAGAGGCACAGAGUCCAGCCGCACCACCCAUUCUUUCAUCAAGUCGGAUAACCAAAGCACACGAAAUUGCCUUGCUCGAGCGCUUCCUUGUUCGAAAUGGAACGUUCGGCGCUGCGCUCCUCGUCCUAGCUGGCGCUCUUGCCAACCAUGUUCGAAGAAUACUUGUGCCUUGGCUGGGACAGUUUAUCUGGUGGCAUGCUAUCGAGAACAUGAAGUUUGCGACGUCUUCACCGCACUAUUUCCUCGAAGAGUCAUUAUCCUUCCCCUGGAGCGAAGUUCUACUCUGGGCAUGCUGGACAUGGAUGGGGCAUUUCGUCUCUAGGAGCAUUCGCGACUGGUACGGCUCCGAAGAGAAUCCCUCCUCCCAUCGGCGAGGUGCUCCCUUGAAACGGCGUCAGGUCCUUGAUGGGAAUCGCGAGUUUGCCUCUGGGAUACAUGCAGGCCUCCAAGUGGUAAUAGGUCUGACCCUUAUGGAGCGGCAUUACACGCAAACAUGCUUCUGCGCAGCAUUCGUCCUGGCCCUCUCACGGGUUGUUGUGUACGGUGGCGCGGUAGGGAGGGCGUUUUUGUGGGAUCGCGUCUCCGAGAGAUGGCUACAUGCUGCCUUUCAAUGCGGCUUGGUCCUCCACUGGGCAUAUGGCUGCUUGGUGCCUGCGGCUUGGAACGUCGUCAGGGCAGCGGUAGCUGGGAAGCCGACGCCGGCGGUGGUCCACGGGAUCGUAUGGGGCGUCACGGCGUACUUGGUGCGCUAUUCGAACAAGUACUUCCUUUUCUUGGAGUUGAGCGACAUGCUGGUUACGCUGGGGUGGAUGACGCUGGGGCUUGUUACGGUGAUGCUGUUGAAGAUGGACAUGAUGACGGGAUGGACACUCGCAAAGGAAGGGCAGAUGCGAAUUCAAUCGAGGGGAGCUGGGGCUGGGGCUGGGGCAUGUUCGAAACCCGGUGCGGCUGGUUCUCCAACCGACGGUCAAGGACGCCGAUUCCCAGGAGUCGUCGGGUUUGUCGACGUCCCGGCGGACAAACCGUGA